Epinephelus lanceolatus (giant grouper) is the source of this 2264-nucleotide messenger RNA. Its product is annotated as interferon-induced GTP-binding protein Mx-like. Lineage: Eukaryota; Metazoa; Chordata; Actinopteri; Perciformes; Serranidae. The record is from RefSeq and is a predicted model, not a curated record. Gene Ontology annotation, biological process: defense response to virus; synaptic vesicle budding from presynaptic endocytic zone membrane; receptor internalization. Gene Ontology annotation, molecular function: GTP binding; microtubule binding; GTPase activity. Gene Ontology annotation, cellular component: synapse; microtubule; nucleus.
ACGAACAACUCAUUUCAGUGUAAAGUCCAUGCGGUUCUAUUACUUUUAAAUAUUUCUUCACACGAGAGAAGAAGUUAUCAUCAUCAUGGCCACUCUGAACCAACAGUUUGAGGAGAAGGUGCGUCCCUGCAUCGACCUCAUCGACCGUAUUCGCUCUUUGAAUGUAGAGGAGCACUUUGAGCUACCUGCUAUCGCCGUGAUAGGAGACCAGAGCUCUGGGAAGAGCUCCGUGUUGGAGGCGCUGUCAGGGGUGGCUCUGCCAAGAGGAAGUGGCAUUGUGACAAGAUGUCCUCUUGAACUGAAGAUGAAGAGAAAUGAAGAAGGACAGUGGUGGUCCGGGUGGAUAAUCUAUCGGAACUAUGAGGCAGACAUAGAAGACUCUGAAACUGUGGCGAUAGCAAUAGUUGACCCUGAAGAUGUGGAGGAAAUGAUAAGAGAAGCUCAGGAUAAAUUGGCUGGGGACGGGCUGGGAAUCAGUAAUGACCUCAUUAGUAUGGAGAUCACCUCUUCUGAUGCUCCAGACCUGAUGCUCAUUGACCUGCCCGGCAUUUCCAGGGUGGCUUUGCAGGGACAAGAUGAGAACAUUGGAGACCAGAUAAAGCGACUGAUCCACAAGUACAUCUCAAGACGAGAAACCAUCAUUUUGGUAGUGGUUCCAUGCAACGUGGACAUAGCAACCACAGAGGUUUUGAAGAUGGCACUGGAGGUGGAUCCUGAUGGAGAGAGGACUCUGGGUAUCUUGACCAAGCCUGACCUGGUGGACGAGGGUUCAGAAGAAAAGGUGGUUGACAUUGUCCAUAAUGAAAUCAUCCCCCUGAAGAUGGGCUACAUGAUUGUCAGGUGCAGAGGUCAGCAGGAGAUCACAGAGAAGGUGUCUCUUACUGAAGCAUUAGAAAGUGAGAAAGCCUUCUUCAGAGAUCAUGCGCAUUUCCAGAUUCUCUAUGAUGAAGGCCAUGCCACUAUUCCUAAACUGGCUGAGAGCCUCGCCCUUAAGCUGUCGCAUCACAUCAAGAGAUCUCUACCUCAACUGGAAGAGCAGAUAGAGGAGAAAAUUGAACAGACUCAGGCAGAGUUGAAGACAUAUGGCAGUGUACCCCCAUCUGAUGAAGCUGGGAGGCUCGUCUUCCUCAGUGACAAAGUGACAGCUUUCACUCAGGAUGCCAUCAGUCUGACUACAGGAGAGGAACCAAAGUGUGGAGACAAGCUCAAUGUCUUUUCUACACUCAGAAGAGAGUUUGAAAAGUGGAACGCCCACCUGGACUACGCAGGAGAAAAGUUUAACAAGAGGAUUGAGAAAGAGGUGGAGAACUAUGAAGAGAAGUAUCGUGGAAGAGAACUGCCGGGCUUCAUCAACUACAAGACCUUCGAGGUCAUGGUCAAGGAGAGGAUCAAACAGCUGGAGGAACCAGCUGUCAAGAGACUCAGGGAAAUAGGAGAUGCUGUUAGGAAGGCGUUCAUACAGCUGGCCAACAGUAGCUUCAAUGGAUUCAUUAACCUAAAGAAUAGAGCCACGGCAAGGAUAGAAACCAUAAUGCGAGACACAGAGUCCACUGCUGAAUCCAUGCUGAGAACCCAGUUCAAAAUGGAGCUGAUUGUUUCCUCUCAGGACAGGAUCAACAGCAGCAGUUUGAGUGAGAGGAAGAGAGAGGAAGAUGAAGACAAACGGAAUGGCACAGACUCCCAUAAAGGAAGGUGUAUUGUAUACAACAUGGAUAAUCAUGCAACACUUCAGGAGCUGAUGUUGCACAUUAAAUCAUAUUACCAAAUUGCCACCCAGCAUCUCGCUUACCAGAUCCCGCUGGUGAUCCGCUACCACAUGUUGCAGCAGUCUGUUGUCCAGCUGCAGAGGGAGAUGCUGCAGAUGCUUCAGGAUAAAAGGGAUAUGAAUACAUUGCUGAAGGAACAACCUGCCUAUGGCAGCAAGAGAGCUGUUCUACAGAGUCGCCUCGAACGCCUCAUGCAGGCCCGCGCACACCUGGUGGAGUUCUAGAGGAGGUCCAGGCCUUACAGCAAGAUUUUGUUGUUCAGAUUGUGUCAUUCAUUCAUGACUGUGGAGUGGGCUUAUUAUCUGUCACACUGGGUUUUGAGUGUAGAAUUACUAUUAUUAUGUUCAGCCAAUAUGUGAACAUGUCAUCAUAUCAGAUCAUGCUCUCAAAACCAGAAGUUACUAAUAAUAACUUGUUGUUAUUGUGGCUGUCAAGGCAUUUAUGGCACAGUUGCUGAGUCCAAGACAAAUUUCCCUUAGUGGGACAAUAAAGUGUAUC